AUGUGUUCACCAUUUGGAAAUUACUCAGCACUAUGUAAAUUUUUGGAUAUUAAUAAAAGUAGACUCUCUUAUUUUACAUUAGAACAUAAAGGUUAUAAUUCUUUAACCUUGAACUAUUUGAUUUUGGAAGUUGCAUAUUCUUAUAAUGCUAAGAAUUUCAAAUAUUCUGAAGUUGCAAGAGUAUUAGAAUUAAAAGAAAAUUAUGCAUACUCUGAAAAUAUGACUAAUAAACAAGAAGAAAUUAAUAACAACAAAAAAAAGCAAAAUCAAGAUUUGCUAAAUUUUGAAAAUCAAUAUCAGAACAAAAAAUCAUUUGAGAAAAAGAAACAGAAAAAAAUAAUUAAAAUCAAUCAAAAUAAAAAAUCAGACCAAUUUGAGGAUAACCUUUUUGUUACAAAUAUUAACACUGAUAAAACUCAAAUUGAAAUUGAAAAUAUUAAUUCAGAAUCAAACAAAUCUUGA
Messenger RNA from Scutellospora calospora, 462 nucleotides. The record is from the annotation of a GenBank genome assembly. NCBI's taxonomy places the organism in Eukaryota, Fungi, Glomeromycota, Glomeromycetes, Diversisporales, Gigasporaceae.